AUGGAUCAAAUAAUUGUUUCCGAGCGAUUUUAUAUACUUCAAAUGCGUUACGUGGCCGCUUACUUAUUGGCUGUUAUCGGUGGCAAAGCCUCACCAACGCAAAAUGACAUCGAGAAAAUCCUCUCAUCUGACAAGAAAGCCGCCAAAGAAGACUCUGAGUCAGACGAUGAUGACAUGGGCUUCGGUCUGUUCGACUAA
Molecule: messenger RNA, 198 nt
Organism: Cotesia congregata
Lineage: Eukaryota; Metazoa; Arthropoda; Insecta; Hymenoptera; Braconidae
Source: the annotation of a GenBank genome assembly